Loa loa (African eye worm) is the source of this 749-nucleotide messenger RNA. RefSeq lists its product as hypothetical. The record is from RefSeq and is a predicted model, not a curated record. Gene Ontology annotation, molecular function: histone H2A acetyltransferase activity; protein N-terminal-serine acetyltransferase activity; histone H4 acetyltransferase activity. Gene Ontology annotation, cellular component: nucleus. Lineage: Eukaryota; Metazoa; Nematoda; Chromadorea; Rhabditida; Onchocercidae. The coding region runs from base 8 to 592 and encodes 194 amino acids. The transcript has 5 exons.
UUUUAGGAUGAAGGCGGAUGCAAAAAAGAAAUUGGUGAAAAAAGCAACAAAACUAAUCAAUACUGAAAAUGCUAUUGAUGGUACCAAACGUUUUGAAAAUAUUUCAAGUGAAAAGGUUCAUUUUGCCUUUUCAUGGGGCACACAUUUGAGUGACGAGGAAUUUGAAUGGGUUUUCCAGUUGUUCGUAAUUAAUAUGCGUACAAUGUAUCAGAUCUCUCAAUGGGGCUAUGAUGAAGUAAGCAAAAAGCAAGAACUUCGGGCAACUACAUCAAGAUAUAUCAUUGCGAAGAAUGAAGAUAAAAAACCGAUCGCUUAUUUGCACUAUCGUUUUGAUAUUGAUUUCGAUUCAGCUGUAUUAUAUUGUUAUGAAAUACAGGUAGAGGACAAAUAUCAGGUUAAAGGUAUUGGAUCGGCUCUCUUAUCUAUUGCCGAAUGUCUUGGAAAGAAGAUGUCAAUGGACAAAUUGAUGGCUACAGUGUUCGCAUUUAAUGGGAAUUCGCUUGCAUUCUUUCACAAGAAUGGCUUUAGUGUUGAUUCAUCAUGUCCGGACGCUGGUGAUUACCUGAUUUUAUCAAAGCCGUUAUCUGAUUGACGAUCUCAACCGAUGUAGUUAUAAUUUCACUUAAAAAAAAUCAUUUAUUUCAUAUUUUAUGUGUACAUAAUCCUUGUUCUUGUUUUAUUAUAAACAUAAUUGACUGUCAGUUGGAAGGAAAGAACAGAUUCCCACAAAUUUAAUACAAGUUUAACAU